AACGUAAACGUUUCGCGGCGAUGACGACUGUAGCGGUGACGGAGUUCCUUAGUGAUUGAGAGUGUGGGUAAUUCACUACCAGAGCACAGACCGGCGAAAGAGCGCAGAGCACCACGUGUUUCUAUGGAAUGAAUAUGUUGUUUUGUUGGCAAUUUUGUAAUGCACAUUUCGAUUAUAUUCCAGUUGUAAAAUUGUAUAUUGAGAUAAGAUAGUGAGUGAUACGUUACGUUGUUUUUUGAUUGUAGAAUCGCAUCAUCAAAUGAAUUCGCGUGCAGUGCAAUGAAUCAGUAGGUAAAAUUUCGACGCUGAAACGUGUCAUUCAUCACCACGAGCUAGUAAUUUGAACCCCAGUAAACUCACCGCGACCGGGAAACGAGGUGCUCGAGAAAAUUAAAGCGACCAGGAAAUUUAAUUCGAUUAUGGUGAGCGGGCAACAAACAACCGUGUCGUUGUCGCUGUAUUGGUGACUAUGUGCUGUAACAGGAUUAUCGUGGAAUUCGGAGUACGAACACCGGCUAGGACGUGCCCGAGCUCGGUUGAGCGGACAUCAGUUGAUGCCGGUUCGCGUGGUCAAGCACUUGGGCGGCAGAACGGCUCCGGACAGGACUUCAGACAUUGUCAAGCAGCAGCAGAAUAUGGAUGUGGCCUGUUGCAGUUGAUGCACAGAAAUAUCUUAAGGACUUCUUCGAAUUUCAUCACUCAGUUUUUUUAAAACGGAAGAACCUUACUUGUGCGCCGAGCAACGUUGAUUGUAAAUCAAUGCCAAGGAUAGUGUAACGAUCAUCGCCGAGCACCGAGAGAGGGCCCUUUCGAUUUGUGAUUAGAAUAUCUCGUCUCGCGAUUUGUGAGGCCGUUGUCGUGGCUGUUCAACGUUAUUUGUACACUAGAUUAACAGCUUUAGGACGCUUGAAACUCUAAUUAAAGCUGUUCCAUUCCGUUGCCAGCGGGUCUGAUUUGAGUGUAAAUAACAAUUUAUUGGAAUUGUAAUCAAAAGGUGGAGGAUUCGGGAUUUUAAACCGAUAAUCAAAUAAACCCAUUCGUGCAUUAUAACUGUAGAAUUAGUAGAGUGGUGCAAAGUGCUUUUGAUCAAUAGUGUUGAAGGAGUGAGUUGGCUUAAACCGUUUCUGUAGAAAAAUGGCCGAAACGGUAAGGAUUUUUAAUGAUGCCACCAAACCGGUGGGCACAAUUGUUCCGAUUCCCACAAGCAAUGGUCUUUCGCCAAAGGCGAAAGCCGCUGCAACGGCUGAUCCCGAGCUCGUCCACGAUCCACCGGACGGAGGCACCCGAGCUUGGCUCGUAAUGGUGGGUGCAUUUCUGUGCAACGGCGUGCUGUUCGGUGUGAUAAACACCUACAGCGUGGUCUAUCUGAGCCUGCAGAAACAGUUGCAGGAACUUGGCGAUACGGAAGCGUCCAGCAAGGCAGCACUGGUCGGUUCGCUUACAAUUGGCACUACCUUCCUGCUGUCGCCGGUAUCGGGCAUCCUAACCGACAAGAUCGGCCUCCGGAGGACCACCCUGUGCGGAGGAAUUCUAACCUGCGGUGGCAUGUUUCUGUCCUCAUUUUUUACGCAUAACGUAUCCGCACUGUACUUCACCUACGGAAUUAUGUUCGGAUUGGGUGCGGCGCUGGCGUACACACCCUCGCUGGCGAUUUUGGGGCAUUACUUUAAAAAGUAUCUCGGCUUAGUGAAUGGCGUCGUAACCGCCGGAUCGAGUGUCUUCACCGCCAUUAUGCCAAUGCUGCUGGAUACGCUGGUGCAGCACACGGGAUUGGCCACGUCGUUCCGUGUUUUAUCUGUGAUCUCUAGCUUUGUAAUAUUCUGUGCUUUGCUGUAUAAGCCACUACAUCCGCCACCACCGCCGCCCAAGGUAAAACCUGGACGGUCACAAUUCAACACCAUGCUGCGAUCUUUUAUCAAUUUCGACAAUUGGAAGAAGAAAAAAUAUAUCAUUUGGGCACUAUCCAUUCCGAUCGCACUGUUCGGAUACUUUGUGCCUUACGUUCAUAUGGGAAAAUUUGUAAAGGAUUCUUUCCCUGGAGAAGGUGAAAAUUGGCCAGUUAUGUGCAUAGGUAUAACGUCCGGUCUUGGGCGGUUAAUUUUCGGUUUCAUUGCGGAUCUUCCGCGAGUCAAUCGUGUCCUACUGCAACAAAUGUCCUUUAUAAUGAUUGGCACAAUGACGAUGUUGCUUCCGGCCACCGGAUCAUUCCCGCUGUUGCUUUGCAUAGCCUUGGCUAUGGGAUUAUUCGAUGGAUGCUUCAUUUCACUGCUUGGACCUAUCGCGUACGAUAUAUGUGGACCUCGAGGAGCGACACAGGCAAUCGGGUUUUUACUGGGAUUAUGCUCAGUUCCUCUGACCGUUGGACCGCCGAUCGCCGGGAUGCUGUAUGAUCACCUCGGUUCGUACAAGAUUCCGUUCAUACUGGCCGGAAUACCUCCGCUGUUUGGUGCUAGUACGAUGUUCUUCAUUCGAUGUGUGAAGGAUGCACCGAGUAAACAGGAUUCGCUGUUGAAAGACCCUGCGCAUCAGCCUCUGGCUCAGCCUGCUUGGGAUUGUGAAAAUCCGGGUGAUCUAUCGAAUGGAAAACUCAAUGGACACAUUCGAGACGAACGUCGAGCAACUCUGGCCAGUUCAGAAUCACUAACCGCAGAGAGUAAAUAAACAAACUGAUUGAUUCGUGUACACGCUGUGUCAGUAAGUACACGGAUGUGAAAUAUGAAUGAUACAGGAACCAAAAAUUUAUCGUGUCAGCGUGAACUUAUAGAGCUUAGCAAAUGUGAUUAGAAUAAAUUAAUGAAAAAAAAAACAAACAAAAAAACUUAGUUUAGCUCAUAAUUACUUGUAGGCUGGUAUUGUUUGCACAUAGAGAUUCGAAAUUGAUAGGCAUCCUUCAAAGUAUAGGAAACAAAAGUCGAAUAUUAGAGGCAAAAGCGCAUAAUCUGCAUUUCUAUUAGAUUGCUAGUAGCAGUAACAAAUUUAGGAGAAAAAAUUAUAUUGUAUCAUAAGGUUGUACAAUAUUUAUGUUUUAAUAAAUAGGUAACUAUUGACUAGAAUUUUACAGAAUAUUAGUAUAAAUUCUUGUUAUGGAUCAAUUUUAUGAAGUAGAAAUAUAGUUUUGCU
Messenger RNA from Sabethes cyaneus, 3120 nucleotides. RefSeq names its product monocarboxylate transporter 10 (gene kar). Gene Ontology annotation, molecular function: monocarboxylic acid transmembrane transporter activity. The record is from RefSeq and is a predicted model, not a curated record. The transcript has 5 exons. Lineage: Eukaryota; Metazoa; Arthropoda; Insecta; Diptera; Culicidae. The coding region runs from base 1135 to 2661 and encodes 508 amino acids. Gene Ontology annotation, biological process: transmembrane transport.